Theobroma cacao (cacao) is the source of this 3549-nucleotide messenger RNA. Its product is annotated as putative ubiquitin-like-specific protease 2B. The record is from RefSeq and is a predicted model, not a curated record. NCBI's taxonomy places the organism in Eukaryota, Viridiplantae, Streptophyta, Magnoliopsida, Malvales, Malvaceae. Gene Ontology annotation, biological process: proteolysis. Gene Ontology annotation, molecular function: cysteine-type peptidase activity.
UGUACUCAUAGAAAUUAGGGCAGCUCUGUUUUCUCUGUUUCUCUGAAGAUCGCAAGUGAUUCUCCUCUACGUUGACUCACUAAGUUUCUGUUUCCGACUCACUUCACCAAGUUUCGAACUCGUUCGCCCAGCUUAACCUAAUUCGUGUCACAUGCCUAUGAAAAACGGGUUCGAGGUGUUUGACUUCAAGGAGGAAGACGAGAUUUCGGAAUUGGCCGCUGAAAAAUAUUUGAACAAAUUGAAAAACCCUAAUCUCGAUGACCCCGCAACUCUGAAAUACCAGUUUCUUGAAUGCGUUGCCCGUGGUGCUGAUGUUCAGAGAAAGGAAAUGGACAAUGUUUCUUGUGUAGAUGUUGAUGCAAUUGAUGGUGAUUGUAGUUGUAAUGGUGCUACUCCAGCUGCCCCACUGGGUGCUGGUGAAAAGGAUUUUGUCACAAAGGAAGGAAAUCAUGAGCCAGAUGUUUCCCCAGAGUCAAAGUCUAUGCAUUCUGAACAACAAGCAGGCUUAGAAAAAGAUAGCCAUGAACCUAGAAGUAUAUGUCCUGAAUUGGAGUUGAGAGAUUCAUGUGCUGAAGCACCUUCACCUGGAAAAGGCCAAUUAAACUGUGCACUUUCUAAUUCUCCAUUAAGUAAUGAGCCAGUUGAUCUGGCUUCAGAUGCUAAUGAAAGCAUGAGUGAAAGGUCUCCAGCAACUCCUGCUUCAGAUGUAGCUGAGGAUGAUGUUUCUUUGAAUGACAACGUGUCAGAUCAUUGCUUUGGCAAUAUCCUGGUGGAUAACAUAAACAAGACAGUUGUUCUGUGUUCAGAUUAUGUUCUAUAUCAAGAUAAUUAUUAUACAGAAGCGUCAGUAAUUUUUUCUCCUGGUGGCAUCAAAAUCAAUGGCACAAUUGUCAGUGAACGCCAAGGGACCUUUAGUUUUGAAAGGGGAAUUGAUGAUAUUAUUAAUAUUAACUGUCAGUUGUUUCAAAGGGUUGGAUCUGUGACAGUCACUCUCAAAGUCCUAUCAAAGGUUGCGCUAGAGGCUGAGAAUGCAUGUGGAACUUCGGUCAUUGAGGAGUUAGAGUUUGCGGUUAUUGACCCCAGAUGGUCUGAGAAGCAGGAAGAAAUCACCUCAUUAAAUGUUAAAUUCCUGGCCAUAUGGGAUAUUGUGCUUGAUCCAUUGACAGGAAUGGAUGGAGAUGAUUCAUUCGUACAAAAGUCUUAUUUUCCUAAUUUUGAUGAGCCUUUUGAGGAGGUUGUAUAUCCAAAAGGUGAUAUUGAUGCAGUUUCCAUUAGCAAGAGAGAUGUUGAUCUGUUACAGCCAGAGACAUUCAUCAAUGAUACGAUCAUUGACUUCUACAUCAAGUAUCUGAAGAAUCAGAUUCAACCUGAGGAAAGGCAGAGAUUUCAUUUUUUUAACAGCUUUUUCUUUCGGAAGCUUGCUGAUCUUGACAAAGACCCAUCCAGUAUUUCAGAUGGCAGGGCUGCUUUUCUGCGUGUUCAUAAAUGGACAAGGAAGUUGGAUAUGUUUGGAAAAGAUUACAUCUUUAUUCCUGUAAAUUUCAAUCUCCAUUGGAGUUUGAUAGUCAUAUGUCAUCCUGGUGAAGUGGCUGGUUUUGAAGAUGAAGACUUGAACAAGUCAUCCAAAGUGCCAUGCAUAUUGCAUAUGGAUUCUAUCAAAGGAAGUCAUGCAGGUCUCAAAAAUCUUGUCCAAAGUUAUCUUUGGGAAGAGUGGAAAGAGAGGCACAAGGAGACAUCUGAAGAUCUUUCUUCAAAAUUCUUGAAUCUGCGGUUUGUCUCACUCGAGCUUCCACAGCAGGAGAAUUCAUUUGAUUGCGGCUUGUUCUUACUCCACUAUCUGGAGCUCUUUUUAGCUGAAGCUCCUCCUAACUUCAAUCCAUUCAAAAUAACCAAGUUCUCUAACUUUCUUAAUUUGGGUUGGUUUCCACCUAUUGAAGCAUCUCUAAAGCGCACUCUCAUCCAGAAGUUAGUUUUUGAACUCCUAGAAAAUCAUUCUCAGGAAAUCAACUCAUCUGAUUGCAGUGAUGAACAUCAUUCCUCUAAAUUUCCUGAAAAGAUUGAAAAUGAAACCGGUGUGGAGUUUAUCACAGAGAGUUUCAGACCAGAAGUAGCUUGUGAUGCGAAUUUAGAUUCCCAAGCUGGCCAAGGAAUUGAAAUAACUCUGUUAUCAUCAUCUUCUUUGAGAAAUAUGGAAAGUGUUAAUGAUUCUGGCUUGGUUCUUCAGGAGUUAUUUGAGCCAGGAGUUACAACAGGAUCUUUGCUUGGACAAUUUCGAUCUUUUGACCAGCAGCCGUCAUAUUACAAUCUGAAUGGGGCUAUAUCACCAAGAGAGCAAGAAGAUGUGCAAACUGGUCAACAGUUUGUUUAUAUAGCUUCUGGAGAAAACAGUUUUCCACAGUUUGCUGGAAUCACACCUCAAGCCUGUGAAGUUCCAUAUUCAUCAAGAGGUUUUGUCAUGGGCAGUUCAUGGAAUCCUGGAAUUACCAUGCAAGGAGAUCAUGAAGUUGACACAUCGCUUGAAACAUCUUGUGCCUCUGAUGCUGAUGACGAUGAUGAUGUUGGGAUCAUUGAAAACAACACCAUUGAGGAUAAUGUAUAUCCAAGUAAAAAACAAGAAACAGAUCAGCAACGAUCUCAGUUAGUGGAAAAUGUUGAGCAUCCGAAGAUAGGAUUCACUCCUGCCUCCCGUGAGGUGCUGGAGACUUCUACAAGUGAAGUUUCUGAAGCUUCUGAAGACACUGAUAAGAUUUACCAUAGCGCUGAGGAUGCAUACCUUCCCUCCAAAGAUAAUCUGCCUGUAUCGAUGCAUCAAAAUCCUGGUGUGGCAGUUAACCAGUUGGAUCAGGAUUCUGAACUGGUUGAAAAGAAUGCUGAAAUGGUUGAACCCAAGGAGGCUGGAGGUGAUGAUGUGCAAAUAAUUGGUGAUGCCAUAGGUGAUGACCUUCCAUCCGAAGAUAAUUUAACUGUAUUGUCACAUCAGAGUCCUGGUAUGGUGACGAACCAGUUGGAUCAGGAUUCUGAUAUGGUUGAAAAGAACACUGAAACGGUUGAAAACACGGAAGCCAGAGGUGAUGAUGUGCAAAGGAAUGGUGAUGACCUUCUGUCUGAAGAUAAUUCAACCGUAUUAUUGAAUCAAAAUUCUGGUAUGGCUGUGAACCAUUUGGAUCAGGAUUCUGAACUGGUUGAGAACAAGGAUGCUGUUGGUGAUGAUCUGUCUGCAGAAUUAGCCGAACAACCAGCUGCAAAGAGGAUGCGGCUUAUGACUUCCCUUGAGGAGAAAGUGGACUCAUAGGAAGCCUUUCGGAGGGACAUUUGUUUGUAAGUAGGACAGAAUGGAUUUUGUCUUCCACCUUAUAUUCUAGGAAUCCAAGGCAUUGAUGUGCCAUGCUGUGAAUAGUGUUCGUGGCUGUAUGUGGAUUUAUGAGGAUGGGACAAUAGGAGAAUUGUUUGCAUAGAUUUCUUGCGCCUAUAGCUUAUAUAGAGUUAACGGAGUUUCCUGCCUAGCAAAGUACAAUCUUAAUUCUGAAAUUUAGGGUGCAAAUUGUCUCA